Didymodactylos carnosus is the source of this 270-nucleotide messenger RNA. The record is from the annotation of a GenBank genome assembly. Lineage: Eukaryota; Metazoa; Rotifera; Eurotatoria; Philodinida; Philodinidae.
AUGAACGAGACACAAAGCAGUGGAACUGAACAACAACAAAUUUCAUCACAGGUUGAAGAACAUCUUUUGGACAAUAUUAUCGUUCAUGAUUCGCAACCCUCAUCACCUCAAGAACCUUUGCUGGCCCGCAAACCAGCUAAACGAAGAGCAGUAUGGUCACCGAUAUCGCCAGAUACUUCUGAGGUGUUGAUUCCAACAUCUAGUAUAGAUAUUCCAACUAAUAUAUCAUUUGCUUCAGCACCAGGAGCAACAUCAAACGAACACCAAUGA